Molecule: messenger RNA, 445 nt
Organism: Dama dama (fallow deer)
Lineage: Eukaryota; Metazoa; Chordata; Mammalia; Artiodactyla; Cervidae
Gene: IL5
Product: interleukin 5
Exons: 4
Coding region: 1-405 (134 amino acids)
Biological process (GO): immune response
Cellular component (GO): extracellular region
Molecular function (GO): interleukin-5 receptor binding; growth factor activity
Source: RefSeq, a predicted model, not a curated record
AUGAGAAUGCUUCUGCAUUUGACUUUGGUUGCUCUUGGAGCUGCCCAUGUUUGUGUCUUUGCUGUAGAAAGUACCCUGAGUAGACUGGUGGCAGAGACCUUGACAUUGCUCUCCACUCAUCGAACUCUGCUGAUAGGUGAUGGGAACUUGAUGAUUCCUACUCCUGAGCAUACAAAUCACCAACUAUGCAUUGAAGAAGUCUUUCAGGGAAUAGACACAUUGAAGAAUCAAACUGCACAAGGGGAUGGCGUGAAAAAAAUAUUCAAAAACUUGUCUUUAAUAAAAGAAUACAUAGACAGCCAAAAAAAGAAGUGUGGAGGAGAAAGAUGGAGAGUGAAACAAUUCCUAGACUACCUGCAAGUUUUUCUUGGUGUGAUAAACACGGAGUGGACAAUGGAAAGUUGAGACCUACCUCUUUCACUGUAGGGAAAGCUUCUGGAGGAGG